Messenger RNA from Elaeis guineensis (African oil palm), 2514 nucleotides. Lineage: Eukaryota; Viridiplantae; Streptophyta; Magnoliopsida; Arecales; Arecaceae. The record is from RefSeq and is a predicted model, not a curated record.
CCCACCGGCCUCCUGCAUGCCCUCUGUUUUACUUUACCUUUCUCACUCUUUUCCCAUCGUUGGUCUCUCUCUCUCGCUAGCUAUUGGGAGGAGAAGGGAGAGCUUGGAGAGCGUUGCGGCUGGUUUCUCUCCCCAGAAAUCUCGGCAAGGCCUCUAAAUUCCAAUGGACAAAGAGGGAGAGAGGCAAAGAUCGGGAGAGAAUAUAGUGGAGGAUUCGAGGUAAAGAGGAGAUGGUAGAGUAAUAGAGAGGACAGAGUCAUCGUAGAUGGUUCCUUUGGUUUGACUUGUGCGUGGCGGCUGCUCUACCUCCUGCUUCCAUUUUCUUUCUCUUUUUAUUUUUAUUUUUUUCGCUCUGGCUGGCUUUUGUUCAUGGGUGGCGACUCCUUCCUUCCAUGAUCUACGACUGGGUCUUCACCGACCCCGUUCCUUUCUCGGUUCUUCUCCUCUCUUUUCCUCCUCAUUUCCUCCUUUCCUGCUUCCCCUGUUCUUCGCCGCAGCAGCCUUGGCCCCACGAAUCCGAUCCUAUCGAGAUAGUUCGAUUCAAUCCUCCUCCUCGGUUAAAUUUCCUGCAUCGAAGUCCUCUCUUUGGUUUAUCGAAUUGAUUGUUCGUAUUAUCGUAUGCGUUUUCUGGAUUAAAAUUGCAUCUUUUUAUGAUUCUCGCCGUCCCAAAACGGCCGCCUUUCUCGGGGAAUAUCCGUAAAAAUUGUACUUUUGUGAUCCCAGCGCGUUAGCGUAUCCCGAUUUGUUAUUCCUUCGAAACCUGAAUCCAAUCUCUCUUGAUUAAGGCGUGGGUUUUGAUUCUUCUGAUUUGGUCUGCCCAUGGGUUGCACGAGCUCGAAGCAGGCCCGCCGGGACAUGAGGCGGAGCCGGUCGCCGUACGCCCGGAGCUACUCUGUCCCGCUCCACGAGGCCGCCGGCGCCGGCUGCCGAAGGAAUGGCGAGGGCUACCACGUGGUCACCCUCGCGUCGUCCACACUUGGCUCCCUCAAGCUCGACCGUGGCCCGAGCCCCAACGACCUCCCCGGCUCCGACGAGGAGAUGAUGAAGAGCUCCCACGACUGCGGUCGCGACGGCCUCGCCGACGAUCUCGGCAAGGCCAAGGCCUGGUCGGAGAUGAUCGAGCGCCGGAUCCCGAAGACCCCCACCAAGACCCCGCCCAACGAGCCGGAGACCAUCAACGCCUGGGAGCUCAUGGAGGGCCUCGAGGACACCAGCCCCCUCCGCCCCACCUCCGCCGCCACCGGCGUCGACCGCUCCUUCUCGUUCCACACCACCCGCGACGCCUUCCCGGCGCCAGAGUCCCUCCCAACAUCCCAUUUGGCCAAUGGAUCCUCCUCCCUGAAGCCCGGCUGGAUGCAGCUAGGCCCCGGCGAUUCCAUCAUCUCCGACUUCGAUCCCGAGAUCCUCGCCACCUUCCGGAAUGCCCUCGAGGAGUUCUCCCCGCCGCACCCGGCCUUCGGCCGGCCUCCUGAGCCGCCAGAGAAGGUGACAGAGUGCCGGCAUUCCAGCGAAAUCCCGAAAUCCCAAGGAAUUGUCCGAGCUCGGAUCAAUGCAUUCCAAGAGAGAAUCGAUGCGAGGAGGGCUACUUUCAAUUCCAACGCUGCAAAGGUGGCGCCUUUGGAUAAAUGCCCACCGGGCGGCAAGGGGAAGGUGGUGUUCUACUUCACAAGCCUCCGAGGAAUUCGAAAGACUUACGAGGAUUGUUGGGCAGUGAGAUUAAUACUACAAGGCUACGGUGCUCGCAUCGACGAGAGGGACGUAUCGAUGCAUGGGGGGUUCAAGGAGGAGCUCAAGGAGAUACUCGGGGCCGGGCAUGGUGGCGGGAGACUGCCAAGAGUCUUUGCAGAUGGCAAGUACUUGGGAGGGGCUGAGGAGGUGCGCCAAAUGCACGAGGCCGGAGAAUUGGGCACAGCUUUGGAGGGAUGUGAGAUGGCGGUGGUGGGGAAAGGCGGCGGCGUCGUGGAGGCAUGCGAGGGGUGUGGCGGUGUGAGGUUCGUGCCAUGCGAGACUUGCUCGGGGAGCUGCAAGGUGUAUGUGGAGGAGGAGGAGGAGGACGAGGAGGAGGAGGAGGAAGGGGGCUUCCGGCGAUGCCCCGAGUGCAACGAGAAUGGGCUCGUCCGGUGCCCGCUGUGCUGUUGAGGAUUGGUAGGCUUAUUCUGCGGGGGUUUUAGCGAGGUGUUUGAUGGAUUGUUGUAGUGUGUAUAGAGAGGAGGUGAAGAAGUCCGGACCCAAGAUAGAGUUCAAAGUUUUGAAAGGUUCUCAGGAAUGUCUUUAUGGCUUUAUUUUUUCUUUAUUUUUUCUUUUUCUUUUUGAGUGGAGAAGACAGAGAAUUGAGGUGCAUUGAUAUGUAAUAAAAAGAGAAAAAAUAGAAGCAAUACGACCUGGAUUUUGGUUACUUCUUGUUCUUGUGUCUACUUCUUAAUAUUUCUCUUGAAAACUUUUCUUGUAUUUGCUUCUUAGUAUUUCUCUUGGAAACUUUGUUUUAUAUGUUCUUCAUUAUUCAUUUUUGUCAUA